AUGAGCGGAGCCUCCAGCCCCAGCGCCCAGCGGGCUGCCCGGACACGGCCGGGACACGGCCGGGACACGGACACGGCCGGGCUCCACGGCUUAACAGCCUGCAGUCACUGCCUACCCAUCGGGCUUCCGGACAAGCGCCCUGCGGGCCUGCCAGGCCCGGAGCUGGGGAGCCACCACGCCGCCUGGGGCCCCCCACUCGGCUGGGGCACGCUGGCAGGAUGGAUGGAGAUCAGAGGACGGCUGGCCCACCGGGCGUGCCUGCAGGACCCGAGACGCCCGGCCCGGCGCGAGCCAGCGUCCUGCUCCGGCAGCCGGUCCCGCCGUGGGAAGUGGCUGGUGUCCGCCGACUUCCUGAACAUCACGCACGUGGCCUUCGAUGACCGCGGGCUCUACACCUGCGUGGCCGGCCCGCCGGCCCGCGCCUCCUACUCGGUCACCCUGCGCGUGGUUGUCACCACGGGCGACAUGAGCACCUACUACGUGGCCGUGUGCCUGGCCGCCUUCGCCGUCACGCUCGCCCUGAACGUGGCCCGGCUGUGCCUGAUGAGCAGCCACCUGCGCAAGACCGAGAAGGCCAUCAACGAGUUCUUCCGCACCGAGGGCGCCGAGAAGCUGCAGAAGGCCUUCGAGAUCGCCAAGCGCAUCCCCAUCAUCACCUCGGCCAAGACGCUGGAGCUCGCCAAGGUCACGCAGUUCAAGACCAUGGAGUUCGCGCGCUACGUGGAGGAGCUGGCCCGCAGCGUGCCUCUCCCGCCGCUGAUCCUCAGCUGCCGGGCCUUCGUGGGGGAGAUGUUUGAGGCCGUGCGCGUGGACGGCCCCGACCCCCGGGCCGAGCGGGCGAAGGAC
This is a messenger RNA of Condylura cristata (star-nosed mole), 846 nucleotides long. It is a transcript of the gene MFAP3, whose product is annotated as microfibrillar-associated protein 3. The annotation marks the transcript as partial. Lineage: Eukaryota; Metazoa; Chordata; Mammalia; Eulipotyphla; Talpidae. The transcript is spliced from 3 exons. The record is from RefSeq and is a predicted model, not a curated record.